Magnusiomyces paraingens is the source of this 351-nucleotide messenger RNA. RefSeq lists its product as uncharacterized. The coding region runs from base 1 to 351 and encodes 116 amino acids. Lineage: Eukaryota; Fungi; Ascomycota; Dipodascomycetes; Dipodascales; Dipodascaceae. The record is from RefSeq and is a predicted model, not a curated record. The transcript has 3 exons.
AUGAGCGAAUCUGAAAAGAAGCCUGAAAUCAAAUCUGAAGCGACAGUUCCAGCCAAGAGUUCUAAUUAUGUGCCCGAUGUUGGUAUUGAUAACAAGAACAAAGCGGCCAAAGAUCUCAAGUUUUUCCCUGAUAACCCAACACAUUACUCACACAAGGCUACCUUCACCACGAAGGAACCUUCGCAGUAUUAUGACCCAUGCCAACAAGCUUCACAGAUGUCUCUAGGAUGCUUGGAACGCAACAACUACGAUAAGGAGGCAUGUAUCGAAUACUUCAAGGCAUAUAAGGAGUGCCGUCAAGAGUGGAUGGACCAGAGAAAACGCGAUCGCCGUUCUGGCUUCAAGUGGUAA